This is a messenger RNA of Fusarium oxysporum Fo47, 2040 nucleotides long. RefSeq lists its product as uncharacterized. Gene Ontology annotation, cellular component: cytoplasm. Gene Ontology annotation, molecular function: metal ion binding; indoleamine 2,3-dioxygenase activity; heme binding. The coding region runs from base 1 to 2040 and encodes 679 amino acids. Gene Ontology annotation, biological process: 'de novo' NAD+ biosynthetic process from L-tryptophan. Lineage: Eukaryota; Fungi; Ascomycota; Sordariomycetes; Hypocreales; Nectriaceae. The record is from RefSeq and is a predicted model, not a curated record. The transcript has 8 exons.
AUGAAGGCCGUCACCAUUCUGUUGAGCAUUCGUCUGGCCGUAGGAGCCAUGGCGACUGACAUGUGUUCUACAUACUCGCGUACGCCCUGCAUCUGCCCUGCGGGCACUGAAUAUGCACAGUCCGCCUCGUGGGCAGUCGUCGGCGCCAAUGCUAAGGAUGUCGAAGAGCUCAUGAACGACUACUUCGAAUGCGGAUGGCGUGGAUCCGUUCCGUACGAGACCUUGGGGCCCAACAACCACCCCGGCAAGUCUGUUCGUGUGACGACAUUCAAGACGCUGCAAGGGAUUUUUAACUUCUCCGAAAUUCUCACCGACCAACGCGUUCAGAGUGACGGCUCCUUCAUUCAGAAGUUUGAAUACUUGUCUACGAUCCCAGGCUCCAACAAGAAUGGCACCCAGACGCCGUGGGGUGGAUAUUGGAUUACCAUUACGGCUGACCACAUCUUCGGGAACGAGACAUUGAUUAGAUGGAGUACCUACCUCUGCUCGAGAGGCUAUGUCAAUGACAGCAAAGUCGCAACGCAGGCCGUGAGUAGACAUGACGGCGUACCGGCAUCGACGCAGCCGGUAACGCUGCAAAUCGUUAUUCCACUGAUUGCUCUGGCGGUAGCUGUACUGGUCCUCCAUCGAAUGUUACGUCAUGCGGCCAGUAAGACGACAGAAACGCCAGCCACCCAGGGCCUAAAAGCACUUGCACGGCAUCAUGAAACCGCUGCAGCUCUACUACAGCUCGUCGACACAGACGGUGCUGGCAGUUGGCCCCCUAGAACCACUCAUGGCAGUAAUUGGCCAGUUGCCCUCCAGCCCUACCAUGAGAUCUACCUGGAGCUGCUUCCCCUGCUAUCGUCAACCGAACCCUCGCUUGAUGAUGAGGUCAACAACAAAAAGCGUAGCGGGUACCGCGAAAUCAUGAGAAAGUUGUUUGCGGGCCGUAUCAAUCUUGCCGAAGUCGAGGGGAUCCUUGCGCAGGCGGCAGCAGGGAACUGGGAUAUUUGUUCCCGCCAGGCUUACAAUGGAUUUUACUCCUGCAUUGGCGUGAGCCGCCAUGCUUAUAGGUGGGCCACUAUCCCGAUUGUCAAAGUCGCCCAGGACGAGAAACUUGUCGACUUUCCCGCCGAGCUUGACGUGCCCUGGAGUCACCUCCAGCGGCAUUUCGGCCUGGCAGCCGACAGUGGCAACAACACAUCCAACGUGCUCCUCAACUACAACGAAAAUGGCGAAAGGGCGUACAGGAUCAACCUUGACAUUUCCGACCUUGUUACCUCCACCGAAGAGGCCUUCUUCCGACUCUUUUGGGAUGUCGAAGUACUGGGCGCUCCCAUCUACAUAGAGAUGAUCCGUGCCAACAUCGCCUAUGACCAGAACGACAAAGCAGUAUGCCUGAAGCAUAUGGACAAUAUCGCUGAUCAACUCCGCGGGCUCCUCAGGGUCUGGUAUCAGAGCAUGACCCAGGUCCGAGUGAACAAGUCCGUCUGGCUCAGUUACUGCCAGGGCUUCCAAGGCUGGGGAUGCGGCCGGAUGGUGGAUGGCGAAAUGGUCAUUUUUGAUGGAGUUUCCGGAAGCCACACCAUGUUCUUCAUGGCUUUGGACGCUUUUCUAGGCAUGGAUCCAUAUCUCAGCCAGGAAAAUGCCGCGAGGUGUAUUCCUCACAACCAGCGCGAGCUGUGCGCCACCUUGAGGAAUCACUCCUUCAUCAAGAGUCUGCAGGCUAAGGGUGACAGGGAACUUGUCAAGGCGUCGCAAAAGAUUGUAAACCACCUCAAGAUGUGGCGGUCAGCUCACAAAACAAGGGUUAUGCCGUAUCUCGCGCAACCAGCUCCGGAGAGGACUAUGAUGACGGCCGGAAAGUCAUUCAUAGAGUCCGGGUCCGACAUGGCACACCUCAAAAUCUUAGAGGGUAUGCUCAUGGGCAGGCUGAAGAAAACCGUCACUCUGAGCAGCAAGCUUCUAGGAAUUUAUGGCAACAACAAUUCCGAAAGCCCAACCACCCCAAGAGAUGGCCCUCUGGAAAACAAAAUGUCAAUCCCAACAGUAACCUAG